AUGAAAAGCAGUGGGAUGCUAGAUGAAAGACCUGUAGAUGAUAAGAACAUUGUUCCAGGACUAUCGACUUCAGAUGAUAAGGAAAGUGUUCCAAAUGCACCCGAACGCUCUGAAUCAAGUCAUCCAAAGUUCACUAUACGUUUGAAGUUGAAUCAUUUAUAUCAUGUGCGAAUUCCAGCGGAAGUGGCAAAGGAAGUUGGCCUAAUUCGAAAGACUACUCUAAUCGAUCCCUCAGGGAAAUCAUGGGCUGUAGACAUCAUUCUCCGCUCCGAUGGGCAAUUAGAGCUCGGCGUUGGGUGGUCAUCUUUCUCAGUAGGAAAUAGCUUGGUGGAGGGUGACAAAUGCGAAUUUGAAAUAUUCGCAGGAGGAGAUUACAUGAGAGUACACAUUUUUCGUGCAGACGGUGGGAACGCUUGA
Molecule: messenger RNA, 417 nt
Organism: Asparagus officinalis (garden asparagus)
Lineage: Eukaryota; Viridiplantae; Streptophyta; Magnoliopsida; Asparagales; Asparagaceae
Product: B3 domain-containing protein Os01g0723500-like
Exons: 3
Coding region: 1-417 (138 amino acids)
Molecular function (GO): DNA binding
Source: RefSeq, a predicted model, not a curated record